Molecule: messenger RNA, 158 nt
Organism: Dentiscutata erythropus
Lineage: Eukaryota; Fungi; Glomeromycota; Glomeromycetes; Diversisporales; Gigasporaceae
Source: the annotation of a GenBank genome assembly
AGAGCACCCCCGAUAGCUUUCCAACAUUAGUAAACAAGUUCUUAACAGCAUAUCAAGAAACCAACCAGUUUGCCAUAGAUUCUUUAGCAGAUGCCUAUAACAGUGAAACUUUGAAAGAGAAUCUUCAGGAUAAUAAUAUGACGCAAGAUAACCACUGA